Messenger RNA from Fusarium coffeatum, 954 nucleotides. RefSeq lists its product as uncharacterized. Bases 1 to 954 code for a protein of 317 amino acids. The record is from RefSeq and is a predicted model, not a curated record. The transcript has a single exon. NCBI's taxonomy places the organism in Eukaryota, Fungi, Ascomycota, Sordariomycetes, Hypocreales, Nectriaceae.
AUGCCAAAAUUCGUUCUCACAGGUGCAGACGGCAACCUUGGCCGAAUCGCUGCUAGCUUCGCCUUGGAGGUUGCCAAGCCUGAUGAUGAACUCGUUUUCACCACCUACAAAGAAGAGGCCAUCCCUGCCGAUCUUCGAAAAUCAUGGACCGACAAAGGUGCAAAAAUCGUCACCGCUACGUACGACGAUAUCGAAAGCCUCAAGGCAGUCUUCCAAGGUGCUGAAGCCGUCUCACUGAUUUCAACAUGGCUCUUUGGUGAAGGUCGACGCCGUCAGGCUCAGACUGUCGUUGAUGCUGCGAAAGAAUGCGGUGUCAAGAGAGUCUGCUACACCUCCUUCGUUGGGGCUGGUAUCGAGGCUGAGAAUGAGGAGGAUAUUCCUUUUCUUCCUCGGGAUCACCAUUUUAUCGAGAAGAUUAUCUACGCUUCUGGAUUGCAGUGGAACAUCCAGCGCAACUAUCUCUAUGCAGACAACAUCCCAACUCUGUUCGCUCAGUCGUGGAAGUUUUGCGGUGAUCGCUGGUUAGUCAACACCCACGGCCAAGCCGGUGCAUAUGUCGCACGAGAAGACUGCGGCAACGUCCUAGCAGCUCUGCUUCUCGGUCGAGGAGAGCCGAAUACUGUCUAUGAAGUCAGUGGCCCAGAAGCUGUCACCAACGAAGAAAUUUUCAAAUGGAUGUGCGAGCAGACUGGCUACAAGGGAGAGAUUGUCGAUAUGCCUGACGAAGAACUCAAGACUUGGUGGUUGGAUCACGGACUGCCGACUGACUUCUUUGGUGAUUUUUCCAAAUUGCCCAUGAAGCUUUGCAUUGGUGAUCUUUUAUGCUGUGGUGAGAUGGUAGCGAGGGGAUUCAUGGCGAAGACGACAGAUAGUGUUGAGAAGUUGACGGGAAGGAAGCCCAAGCCCUACAAGGAGGCUUUGUUGCAGUAUAAGGAUAUAUUUCCAAGGGAAUAA